CGCGGCCCAAGAUGCACGGAAAGAUUGUGCUCUCCCUCAUCUUGUGCUUUUCUGCAGUCCUGGGUGAUGGUGAGCCCAAGUUUUCGGGCGGCACCACACUCUGCGAGGCCAGAGAGCCCUUUUUCCGCGAUGUGGAAAGUGAUGCAAAAAUCUGGAUGGAAACAAGAGAGCCGCCUCCAGCCAAGAUCCAGUUUGACGAGUCGGGAUCUUUCUCUUACAAGUCCGUAGCUCUCAUGGGUGUGGGGGAAGCACCACCCUAUUCUGGAUAUCUCACAGGCACUACUCCGAUCUUGAUGCUCGAGUCCGGAGACGACAAAGUCAUUUCGAGGGGGACGCUGCUCGCCGCUUCCGGAGGAAGCUUUGAGCUUCGUGGGGAAACGCUGUCCAUCUCUGUUGACGCUCACAUGAGCGUAGUGAAAGUGCGAUUCGACAUGCAAGGCCAGGUGCAGAUCAACAGCGAGAUUGUCGGACACGUGCAGGAUUUGACUUUGACUGCCCUCUCACAAAUCCAGGUGGUGCAAACCAAAGGAAAAGUUAUUUUGCAUGACCUCGGAUUACCCGGACAGUUUUCAGUUACCAUCAGCGGAAUGGAGGAGGAUUGUGUUGUGGUCAACUACUUCUCCAAACAGGAUGUCAACGUUGAGCUGGACAAGAGCAUGACUGCAUUGCCGGCGUCCUCCGUUUGGACCGAACACAAGAUCAUGACUGCUGGCACGACAACUCUCACUUUCCACGUGUCCAAAGGUCAUGACUUUGACUUUGGCCUAGCCAACAUUUUCCUCCCCUGCUCUGAAGUGCCUGCUAGAGCAACAAGCACAAAAAGCAGCUGUCUGGGGUCGCCUGACGUUUUGAGAGGAAAUGAUUGUCCCGAUGGACUGUAUGGUCGCAAGUGUGACAAGCAAUGUGAAGAAGAUUGGAUUGUGUGUGACACAAAAGGCUGCUACUGUUGCUCCAAAGAGCAAUGCUCUGUUCAAACUGAAGAAGGCGGUACAGUUGGGAAGGCUUUCACCGGUUUGGGUGGUGCCAUAAUUUGCUGCGGCAUCCUAGCGGGCGCCUACAAAGGACACAAGGAGCUGCAAAAGCGUGGACUUUAUCGAGUGCGAGGGUCGACCGAAGAAGAGGACACUGGAGGCGCCGAGUCGUCAUCGGUGAGCGAAACUCGGUCGGAAACCUCGGACGAGAGCAGUGUGUCCAGCGACGGCGAGCUUUCCAACUCGUCGGUUGCCACUUCAACCGUAGUCGACAUGCACGACCCGGACCUGCUGACGGAAGACGAGGAGCCCAAACCCUCAGACUAUUGCAUGUUGAUGUAAAGGUGACCUUUUCAUUUUUUGAGAUUGUCUGAAAUAUUUUUGUACCUCUAUAUUCUGUUUAUCCUACACAAUUUUACAUCAAGUAAUAAUACAAUUUGGUUGUUUAUCCUGAGAUGUUCACAAAUUUUUUUUUUCAUGUUUAAAAUCUGAAUGAUUAUUUGGUAAAAAAUGACAAGUUCUCAAAGAACAAGUUGUUUUUGAAUCUGCCGUACAAAUAUUUUUUUUUUUUUUUUUUUUUAUAAUUUCCGACUGACUAUUAUUGCACUUUUGAUUUCAGUUUUUAAUUUUAAGAUUGACUGAAACAUUAUUUUUUAUGUAUCUCCAAUAGACUGUUUCUGUACAGCAAUGUAAUUUGCUGGAUAAUUUGAGAUGAUUACAAAUCUUUUUUUUUUUCCUGAUUAAAAUCUGGUUUUUUAUUUACAAAUACAACAAGUUCUUAAAGAACAACUUGACUGAAUUAUUUAAAUUUUGUAUUUGUUUGGUAAAUUUUAUGCAUCACAAUUUUGUAGAUUGAGAAUAAUAAUUCAAAAUUUUCUGCAAGAGUGAAUAAGUACAAAUUGUAAACAAUAAAGACUGCAUGUCAAAUAUUAUCAAUAAGCAUUCUUAGUAUUUAAGUGAAAUUGAUGUAACGACACAUGCUGCUGUGUAUUGAAUAAAGGA
Molecule: messenger RNA, 1973 nt
Organism: Neocloeon triangulifer
Lineage: Eukaryota; Metazoa; Arthropoda; Insecta; Ephemeroptera; Baetidae
Exons: 10
Coding region: 12-1313 (433 amino acids)
Source: RefSeq, a predicted model, not a curated record